Molecule: messenger RNA, 1038 nt
Organism: Penicillium coprophilum
Lineage: Eukaryota; Fungi; Ascomycota; Eurotiomycetes; Eurotiales; Aspergillaceae
Exons: 1
Coding region: 1-1038 (345 amino acids)
Source: RefSeq, a predicted model, not a curated record
AUGGCCGCUUCCAACUCGACAGCUCUGGUUAGCUGGCGGUUAGAGGACGGCGGCCGCUCCACAUGGGCUUUGGUGUGGUCCUGUUUGGUAACAAUAUUUGCUUGUACUUGGACAGUCCUACACUUAAAUCUUCCUCGGCGGAACUCGCCGACAGUGCGAAUAGUUCUUGCGAACAUCUCUUAUUGGCUCCUCGCUAUCUUCUUUCCAGAAUAUGUGUUCGUGCACGCGUCAUAUGGGCUUUACCGAGCAAUGCUAUUGAAGCAGGUGUGCAACCAAGCCCAAAAAACCCGAUAUCUGGAUUUAGUGGAUCGAGAAUCUUGGCUGUCUAAACGCGCCAGUCCACUAGAGCAAAAGCAAAACCAAGAGUCUGCUGAACCCCAUCUAUUUCGCACUGAGUGGACACUUCGAAAAUGUUUCUGCAUUCUUGCUGGUGGACUUGCCUUACAAACCCAGGAUGGAUGGAUUUACGUCCUCCGACGAAGCGAUAUGCAAUUGUUUAUUCAAGCUGGCAUAAUUGAAGACGUGGACUUUCACGAUCGUGAUGUUGAAGACCGUGCUAAAUCAGAUUCUUUGGGAAAAAUAUUCACUGUUAUUCAGACCGCCUGGUUCCUAGUCAACAUGAUAGCAAGAUGGGCGAAUUCUUUACCGGUUGCACCCAUUGAACUAGCGACAGUUGCUUAUAUUGCCUGCGGCCUACUGAUGUAUGCUACGUGGUGGUAUAAACCGAAAGGUAUGGCCGCACCUAUCACGAUUUAUGUCAGAAGCGAUCGUGAGGACAUGCCAGCCCAUCUUCUCAAUCACAUAGCGACAAAUCCCCAUGGUUGGGUUCACAUCCGUGCACAAAUAAAGAAAGCGACGGUGGUUUCUGUCUUCGCGCAGACUAUUCGAUUCUUUUUUGAAGCGACCAGGAUCACUGAAGAUGUGGUGAACGACGAUGUCCCAUAUACUAGUCUCUAUAAGCCAUCUCAUGGAUGCAUUGUGACUGCCAUCAAUACCUUUGUUGCGUUUCUUUACUGUGGUAUUCAUCUCGCAGGGUAA